CACCUGGUGUCUUCUUCUCUCCAGGCGGGUUUACAUAUCGUAUCUGGACAGUAUUCACUUCUUCAAGCCCCGGGCGUUGAGGACGGCAGUCUACCAUGAGAUCUUAAUAGGGUACCUGGAGUAUGUGAAGAAACUGGGCUAUGUGUAUGGUCAUAUCUGGGCGUGCCCCCCCAGUGAAGGGGACGACUACAUCUUCCACUGCCACCCGCAGGACCAGAAGAUCCCCAAGCCCAAGAGGCUGCAGGAGUGGUACAGGAAGAUGCUGGAGAAGGCCUUCGCAGAGAGGAUCCUCCAUGACUUCAAGGACAUCUUCAAGCAGGCCACGGAGGACCGCAUUACCAGUGCCAACGAGAUGCCCUACUUCGAAGGGGACUUCUGGCCCAACGUGCUGGAGGAGAGCAUCAAGGAGCUGGAGCAGGAGGAGGAGGAGAGGAAGAAGGAAGAGAACGUGGCCUCCUGUGAGACCCCCGAGCACACUGUUAACAGCUCUUUGCCCCCCCCUCCUCUCUCAUAUCAGCACACUGUUAACAGCUCUUUGUCUCCUCCCCCUCUCUCUCUCAUAUCAGCACACUGUUAACAGCUCUUUGUCUCCUCCCCCUCUCUCUCUCAUA
Oncorhynchus masou masou (cherry salmon) is the source of this 611-nucleotide messenger RNA. RefSeq names its product CREB-binding protein-like. Gene Ontology annotation, molecular function: chromatin DNA binding; transcription coactivator activity; histone acetyltransferase activity. NCBI's taxonomy places the organism in Eukaryota, Metazoa, Chordata, Actinopteri, Salmoniformes, Salmonidae. The record is from RefSeq and is a predicted model, not a curated record. The transcript is spliced from 4 exons. Gene Ontology annotation, cellular component: transcription regulator complex; histone acetyltransferase complex. The annotation marks the transcript as partial. Gene Ontology annotation, biological process: positive regulation of transcription by RNA polymerase II.